AUGGGUAAUGCUAGAAACACUAGACCUAAGUGCAAACACAGUAACAAGCUACAUUUUGGUGAGUUUCGAAUGGAGAGUGGAGUUUGUUUUAGAUGUGGUUCCUUUGACCACUAUCUUAGAGAUUGCCCAGAGAAAUCUGAAAAAGAUAGGCCGAACAACAUAGCUACGAGAGGUAGACUACCUCGUAAUCCUGGAAAUGUGAGUGGUAGCCGUGAUGUCAUGAAAGACUCUACUGUAAGGUCUGAAGCACAAGCACCAGCUAGAGAUUAUGCUAUCCGUACGCGUGAAGAUGCUUCUGUGCCAGAUGUUAUUACCAGUACUUUAUCUUUUAUUGAUAUUGAUGUAAUUGCUUUAAUUGAUCCCAGAUCAACUCAUUCAUAUGUUUGCACAAAAUUAGUGUCUAGUAAAACGUUACCUGUUGAGUCCACUGAAUUUAUGGUUAAAGUAUCGAACCAUCUAGAUCAGUAUGUUUUAAUUGAUAAGGUUUUCAAGAACUGUCGGUUAAUGAUGUUUUAG
Messenger RNA from Gossypium raimondii (Peruvian cotton), 516 nucleotides. RefSeq lists its product as uncharacterized. The transcript has a single exon. Lineage: Eukaryota; Viridiplantae; Streptophyta; Magnoliopsida; Malvales; Malvaceae. Gene Ontology annotation, molecular function: zinc ion binding; nucleic acid binding. The record is from RefSeq and is a predicted model, not a curated record. The coding region runs from base 1 to 516 and encodes 171 amino acids.